Molecule: messenger RNA, 4436 nt
Organism: Lemur catta (Ring-tailed lemur)
Lineage: Eukaryota; Metazoa; Chordata; Mammalia; Primates; Lemuridae
Gene: PALD1
Product: phosphatase domain containing paladin 1
Exons: 20
Coding region: 245-2815 (856 amino acids)
Source: RefSeq, a predicted model, not a curated record
CAGCAAGCGCGCCCGCUCCGGUGGCCUCGCCUCGUCCGCCCGGCCUGCCCACCUCCGGAGCCGCCUCUGCCCACGGAUGAGCUGGGGAAGUUGGGAGGAGCGAGCCGGAGCCCGCGCCGGGCGCGCCCCGCCGCUGCCUGACUCGGCGCCCGCAGUCCGGGCGCAGCGCGCCGGCCGCCGGAGCGCGAAUGCCCCCCGGAGCCGCGGGCUGGCAGGUCUUGGGUCCUGAGGCUGCUGGCGGACUAUGGGUACAACAGCUAGCACAGCCCAGCAGACGGUCUCGGCGGGCGGCUCCUUCGAGGGCCUCCAGGGCAGCGGCACGAUGGACAGCCGGAACUCACUCAGCGUCCACUCCUUCCAGACCACAAGCUUGCACAACAGCAAGGCCAAGUCCAUCAUCCCCAACAAGGUGGCCCCUGUGGUGAUCACGUACAACUGCAAGGAGGAGUUCCAGAUCCAUGACGAGCUGCUCAAGGCCCAUUACACACUGGGUCGGCUCUCGGAUGUCACCCCUGAGCACUACCUGGUGCAGGGCCGCUACUUCCUGGUGCGGGAUGUUACUGAGAAGACAGACGUGCUGGGCACCACGGGGAGCUGUGGGGCCCCCAACUUCCGGCAGGCACGGGGCGGGCUUGCCGUGUUUGGCAUGGGACAACCCAGCCUCCUGGGGUUCAGGCGGGUCCUCCAGAAACUCCAGAAGGAUGGAUAUAAGGAGUGCGUCGUCUUCUGCGUGCGGGAGGAGCCCGUGCUGUUCCUGCAUGCCGAUGAGGACUUUGUGUCCUACACACCCCGAGACAAGCAGAACCUUCACGAGAACCUCCGGGGCCUCGGACCUGGGGUGCGGGCAGAGAGUUUGGAGCUGGCCAUCCGGAAAGAGAUCCACGACUUUGCCCGGCUGAGUGAGAACACCUACCACGUGUACCACAACACCGAGGGCCUGCGCGGGGAGCCCCAUGCCAUGGCCAUCCGGGGCGAGGACGACGUGCACGUGACUGGGGAGGUGUUCAAGCGGCCCCUCUUCCUGCAGCCCACCUACAGGUACCAGCGCCUGCCCCUGCCAGAGCAGGGGGCUCCCCUGGAAGCCCAGUUUGAUGCCUUUAUCAGUGUCCUCCGGGAGACCCCCAGCCUGCUGCCGCUCCGCGAUGCCCACGGGCCUCCCCCUGCCCUCCUCUUCAGCGGCCAGGCGGGCACGUGCAGGACCAACCUGGGCAUGGUCCUGGCCACCCUCGUCCUGCUUCACCGCAGCGAGACCACCUCCCAGCCAGAGGCUGCCCCCCCACAGACCAGGCCGCUGCCCAUGCAGCAGUUCCAGGUGAUCGAGAGCUUUCUCCGCACGGUGCCCCAGGGAAGGAAGAUGGUGGAGGAGGUGGACAGAGCCGUCACCGCCUGUGCAGAGCUACAUGACCUGAAAGAAGUGGUCUUGGAAAACCAGAGGAAGCUAGAAGGCACCCGGCCGGGGAGCCCAGCCCAGGGAAGUGGCAGCCAGCACAGUGUCCGGCAGAGGGCGCUGCUGAGCCUGGAGCGAUACUUCUACCUGAUCCUGUUUAACUACUAUCUCCAUGAGCAGUACCCGCUGGCCUUUGCCCUCAGUUUCAGCCGCUGGCUGUGUGUCCACCCCGAGCUGUACCGCCUGCCUGUGACGCUCAGCUCAGCGGGCCCCGUGGCCCCCGGGGACCUCAUCGCCAAGGGCUCCCUGGGGGCGGACGAUCUUACCUCCCCGGACGCGCUCAGCACUGUCAGAGAGAUGGACGUGGCCAACUUCCGGCGGGUGCCCCGCAUGCCCAUCUACGGCAUGGCCCAGCCCAGCGCCAAGGCCCUGGGGAGCAUCCUGGCCUACCUGACCGACGCCAAGAGGAAGCUGCGGCAGGUCGUCUGGGUCAACCUGAGGGAGGAGGCUGUGUUGGAGUGUGAUGGGCGCACCCACAGCCUGCGGAGGCCUGGGCCCCCCGUGGCCCCCGACCAGCUGGAGGCCCUGGAGACCCAGCUGAAGGCCCACCUGAGUGAGCCUCCCCCGUGCACGGAGGGCCCGCCGACCCACAGGUUCCAGACGUGCCUCACCACGCAGGAGGUCUUCAGCCGGCACCACGGGGCCUGCCCCGGCCUCACCUACCACCGCAUCCCCGUGCCAGACUUCUGCGCCCCCCGCGAGCAGGACUUUGACCGGCUGCUGGAGGCCCUGCGGGCGGCCCUCGCCAAGGACCCGGGCACCGGCUUCGUGUUCAGCUGCCUCAGCGGCCAGGGCCGGACCACGACCGCCAUGGUGGUGGCUGUGCUGGCCUUCUGGCACAUGCAAGGCUUCCCUGAGGUGGGCGAGGAGGAGCUCGUGAGCGUGCCUGACGCCAAGUUCACUAAAGGCGAGUUUCAGGUAGUCAUGACGGUGGUGCAGUUGCUGCCCGACGGGCACCGUGUGAAGAAGGAGGUGGACGCAGCGCUGGACACGGUCAGCGAGACCAUGACGCCCAUGCACUACCACCUGCGGGAAAUCAUCAUCUGCACCUACCGCCAGGCGAAGGCAGCCAAAGAGGAGCAGGAGAUGCGGAGGCUGCAGCUGCGGAGCCUGCAGUACCUGGAGCGCUACGUCUACCUGAUUCUCUUCAACGCUUACCUCCACCUGGAGAAGGCCGACUCCUGGCAGAGGCCCUUCAGCACCUGGAUGCGGGAGGUGGCGUCGAAGGCCGGUGUCUAUGAGCUCCUCAACCAGCUGGGCUUCCCCGAGCUGGAAAGCGUGGAAGACCAGCCCUUCUCGAGACUGCGCUGCAGGUGGCAAGAGCAGAGCCGCAACCCGGAGCCCUCCACCCCCGGGGACUUGCUGUAAGGGGUUCCUGCCUGCCCCCUUCUGCAGGGCCCUGCGCAGGCUGGGGGUGUCUGAGGUGCUCUUCACUGGGAGGCGCCCCGGGGCGUGCUGGCCUUGAGGAAACAGUUCCCCCACUUCCUGGAGAGACUGGGGUGGGGUUGGGAGCCUUUUUGGAAAGAGCUUUUUAUAGGACAUUGAGACAGCACAGUCACGCCUUGCAAACCACAGAGGCGUGUGGACGGCCUCCAGGGAGGCCCGUGUGUGCACCUUGCAGACAGGCGUCAUUCGGCCUCCAAGGAGCCUCCAGUUGCCAAACAGAGCUCGUCCCCUCUUCUGUCCUCUUCUCCCCCUCCCAGAUUGGCCGGGCAGCCCCUGGCAUGGAGCCGGCCCCCUGCCUUCCUUUCGCGGUUCCCCAUGGCCUCUCCCCUCCUGCUGCUGGAGCACUGCCUUCGCGCCCUGCCUGCCUGGAGUGGGGGGCGGGGCGGCGCUCUGGGUGGCUCUAUUACUUUAAAAGACAAACCUGCAUGGCCCGGUGUCAUCUGGCCGAGGCCUUUGCCUCGUCUUCCUUCCCUGUGUCCCCUUGUCCUGGGGCUGGCAGGAUGGUGGCACUUUCCCAAGGAGCUGGAACAUCAGGGAGUCCCUCUCAGCAGGAGGAGAGUUUCUAGAAGGCAGAUGCAGCACAGUGGAAGAGGGCUGCUCUCUUGGCCUGGGGGGGAGGUACUGCGGGGACCCAAGCCUGGGGCUGCAGGUCCCUCUGCCCACACCCCCAGCCCCAGCAGCCCCGGAUGGCCCAGUGCCCCCAACCCUGCUGCGGCAGGAGCCCCAAGGAGUGUUGGAUCAAGGGCAGUUGCUGGGUGGCCUUGUGGAUAGCAGAGUGUGCAAGAGUGGGCCAAGGAUGACGUGAGAGGGUCACUUGGAUUCACGCUAUCCUCAGUGAGGCUCUUUGAGCUGCAUCUCAGUGGGAGCAAAAGGGGCCAUACCCUGCUGGGCUAGAGGCCGUCAGCAUCCACUCUGUCCACACAGCGGGCAGCUGCUUGGAAGAGGCGGCAGAGAAGUGCCGCGUUUGAGCUGAGCCUUGUAGCUCUUCCGGUUGGGGACUGGUGUUUGCUGAAACCCAGGGGCUGAACAGUGAGGAGGCUGCCCCCUCGCCUGGCUCACUGGGGCCGGGGAAGCCUCUCCUUGGUUGGACUCAUGCACUACUGCAGAAAAACGAUGGAUGUGUCACUGGUCACGAUAUACGAAAAGGGGAGAAGAGGCUGAAGUUAUUUGCAUCUACUCAGUAUUGGCUGAAUCCUUUUGCAGAACUACUGUAUGUCUGUUCACUACCUUUUCAGGUUUGUUGUGGUUUUUACUUUUAUUUUUGCAUGUAUUAAAAGUUUUAAUUUCUUUGCAGACAAGGUCUAGAUGAGGAGUCAGAGGUCAGGGCUGAACUGGGAGGGACGCUCUGUGUUCUCAUGGUUAGCCCUGACUUUCAGCUGUGCUGGGACCACUGGCCGAUCACCUCACCUCGCUGCCUCAGUUUCCCCAUCUGUAAAAUGGGAGAAUAAUAAUUGCCUACCUACCUCACAGGGGUGUUGUGAGGAUUCAUUCGUGAUUUUUUUUUUGUACAGAGCUAUUAUGCAUUAAAACAGCUAAAUGUGAA